Molecule: messenger RNA, 3015 nt
Organism: Amphimedon queenslandica
Lineage: Eukaryota; Metazoa; Porifera; Demospongiae; Haplosclerida; Niphatidae
Product: circularly permutated Ras protein 1
Exons: 20
Coding region: 101-2920 (939 amino acids)
Biological process (GO): COPII-coated vesicle cargo loading
Cellular component (GO): endoplasmic reticulum exit site; COPII vesicle coat
Molecular function (GO): SNARE binding; zinc ion binding
Source: RefSeq, a predicted model, not a curated record
UAAAUUUAGAACACCUUCUUUGUAAACCUUUCCAGUCUUGUCUUUGCCUUAUCAUAGAAGAUUACUGUAGCAACUUAGUCAUUGGAAAUAGAGACAGAUUAUGGAGUGGGGCAGCGCUUAUGUCUACCAUGGGAGCUCUGAGGAUGAGAUGCUUUCAGAAACUGAGCUAGAGGAAGGAAUGUACCUCAGUCUCAGUGACAACAGUGAUGAUGAUGACGUUAGCUCUCCUCCUCUAGCUGUUAUCCCUCCUGCUCCACAGCCACAAUUCAGAAGGAACCUAACAGCUAAACCACCAAGGCUAGCUCCAACUUUAGAUGAUGGAUCUGGUGAAGACACUGAUGAUGAAACUGAAGAUGAUGAUGAUGAAGAAGAAGGCGAGCAAAUGAUACCUCGUCAAUCGGCUUAUGCUGAUUUAACAUUUCCUAAUCAGCAAGGGCAGCAGCAGCAGCAGGAGGAACAGAGUGAAAGAGGAGGUGAAAAUGAGGGAGAGUACUCGUCUGGAAAAUACGUUCAAAUAAGAGAAAUGGAGCAAGAAAUAAGAGAUCAGGCAGCAAAAGAGCCAAUGAGGAUUGCACCUCAAAGCACUAGUGCAACUAUACCACCUCCACCUCCUCCCCCUGAACCAACUCCUAAAGCAUCUUCGUACAGUGUACCUGCUCCUCCACCAAUAAAGCAGCUGCACGGGAUAAUGAAGAAAGAAGAAUUGAAGAAGCAAAAAAGGCAAAGAGUUCGCUGGGACAAAAGCUACAGAGGCAGACGUAAUAACGCUUCUCAAGGUUUUAAGACUCGUCGUGCUGAUACUAAUGUACUAGCUGUCAAGUUCAAUACUCUUCAAGAGGCAGGGCACAUACACACAGGAGAUGCACAGUUUUGUUCUAAUCCUAACUGUGGAGCUGUUGUCAGUCACUUGACUAAACUGAUUGGAGAAGAAGAUGCUGAAAAGAGAGUAUGGAAUUGUGAGUAUUGUGGUACAGCAACUGAGCUUGAUAUUGUAAAUGAAGAGAUACCAACAGAAGAGGAUACAACUUACCUCAUCACACCUGCUUCUAUAAUGGCUGCUGAAGGAGGAGCCCCUAUAGCAAUGGAUGAAUCACUAGUUGUAUUCUGUAUUGAUACUUCUGGCAGUAUGUGUGUUACUACUAAGGUAUCUGGUCAAUAUGAUAUUCGCGGAGCUAAAGAGAAACGAGACAAAAUGAUGAACAGUUUUCCAGCUGAAGUCCUUGCAGAAUUGCGCCAACCAGAGUAUCGACACAUGCAAGCAAGGCAGCAGAAUGUGACAUACAUAUCAAGAAUGGAGAGUCUUCAAGCAGCUGUAGAUACUCAUUUAUCAAAGCUGGUCCACUCUGAGCCUAAUAAAAGAGUAUCAAUAGUUACAUUCAGCGAUGAUGUUACUAUAAUGGGUGAUGGUAGGAUGGUACCUGUAACUAUUGCUGGGGAUAAACUGUCUAAUAGUAAAGCUGUCAUUGAUAGCGGAAAGGAAAUACCACUACCUUCUACUAUACGUGAAACUCAGAAAGCUUUAUCAAAGAAGAUAUACAGUUUGGAGGAGUCUGGUCAGACUGCUUUAGGACCAGCUGCACUAGCUUCAGUUGUCAUAGCGUCACAGAAACCAGGAUCAAGAGUAGUUCUGUGUACUGAUGGACUAGCUAAUGUUGGUCUUGGAAGUCUUGAUGUUGCUGGUGGCGGUAAAGCUUAUGCCAGUGCUGAGAAUUUCUAUGAAGACCUUGGUGACAUUGCUAUGGAUAAAGGUGUAACAGUCAACUUUUUAUCAAUCAAAGGGACCGACUGUAGAGUAGCUGAGUUAGGUCAAGUAGCUACUAGAACAGGAGGUGAAGUCACCAUAGUGGAUCCACUGACAGUCACUGAAGAGUUUGGUAGUAUAUUGAGUAAUCCUGUUAUAGCUACUGACGUUGUGACUAAGAUUAUAGUGCACAAUGGAAUGUAUUUUCGUACUGAAGACUCAAAAGAGAAUGUUGUAGUGAAGCAGGUUGGUAAUGUCACUGCUGAUAGUGAACUCACUUUUGAUUACGGAGUCCGCAAAGCACAAACCACACCUCCAACAGAAUCACCAAAAGAUGGUGGUGAUGAUGGGAAUUCAAAAGAGAGCAGUGAUGGAGGAGCUGCUACAGGAGCUAGUGCCUCAAGUGAUACAGUCCCUCCUCAGAUGAUUGAUGGUCAGCCUCACUUACCAUUCCAGCUGCAAAUAGAAUACACUAAUUCUGAUGGUGACCGCUGCCUUAGAGUAAUAACUAAAGCAAAACCAAUAACUACUGAUAGAUUAAAGGCCGAGCAAGAAAUGGAUGCUGGUAUUAUUGGUACUCAUGUUGCUAAGCAAGCUGCUGAUCUAACUAUGCAGGGAGAGUUCACUCAGGCACGAGUCAAGUCACUGGCUACGCAGAGACUCCUUCAGAAGCACAGUAAAUCAAGUGCAAGUCGUAGAUGGGAAUACACCAACUGGUGCAGUAACAUGAUACCACUGGAGAGGGAACUCCAUAGGAUGCAAGUGAGCGAGAGGAGCUCAGGAAGAAACCUCAGCGAUGACGAAGAUGAGUUUUACGAACGAGGCUCUGAGCUAAUGGGUACCUCUUAUGCUGCUCCUUCCAAAAGAAACUACACUACUCCUGCGUUUACUUCGAGUGCACCAGCUCCACAACAAGCUCCAAAAAUGAGAAAGUCUAAAGAAGCUCAUCGAAGGAGAGACAUAUCUGAUGAUUUGGCAUUAGGAGUCUAUGGAUUGAAGAAAGCUUCGUCCAGCGCUUUCAAAGCUGCUCCACCAAGAUCUGCUAGUCAUCAAGUUAAACCUCCCUCUGUGCCAAAGCCCCUUCCUCCUCGUGCUGUUACCAUAGCAGUUGUGCCACAGAGCCAGAAAGAUGAUGAGACAAAAGAGAAAGAAAAGCCAAGCGAGAAGAAUGAGGACUAAGACGAGUCAAGAACAAUGGCAGAAUUUUUUAUUGUGCUUGUAGUUUUUAUUAAUAGUUUUAUGAUCUUUUGUGUGUAGUAUAGUAACCUGAAUGU